This is a messenger RNA of Hevea brasiliensis (rubber tree), 1563 nucleotides long. RefSeq names its product probable 2-oxoglutarate-dependent dioxygenase SLC1. The record is from RefSeq and is a predicted model, not a curated record. The transcript has 5 exons. The coding region runs from base 170 to 1330 and encodes 386 amino acids. Lineage: Eukaryota; Viridiplantae; Streptophyta; Magnoliopsida; Malpighiales; Euphorbiaceae.
UUCAUUUCUCCCCUAUAUAAACACCUUUUCCUUAUCAAAUUUUCUCACUAUACUUUCCCUUCUUUUUCUCCAUUUCCUUUAAUUCCUACUAGAAGGUAUCUAUAUGUUUGAUAUUUAGCAUUUACCAAUCAUAACACACUCUCUUGUGCAAAUAUCUAAACAGGUACAUAUGUGUCCUUCAAUAGCAAUGGCAAAGGAAAAUGAUGAAGCCCUAGAAACCCAAUUCCAAAAGGGAGUGAAGCGGCUGUAUGAAAAAGGCAUUGAUAAAAUUCCUAACAAGUACAUAUUGCCUGUUCAAGAACGACCCAAUAAUACCAGUCAAGCAGAACCUAGUGAGACCUGCAGGGAAAGUAUUAAGUUGCCCAUAAUUGAUUUUGCUGAGUUGCAAGGCUCAAACCGUCCCCAAGUCCUCAAAUCCCUCGCUGAUGCUUGCAAGCAGUAUGGCUUUUUUCAGUUGGUAAAUCAUGGCAUUCCUAAGGAUGUUAUUAGAGGAAUGGUCGCUGCGGCUGAGAGGUUUUUCGAGCUUCCCUACAAGGAAAGAUCGAAAUAUAUGUCAUCAGACAUGCAAGCUCUGGUUCGAUAUGGAACGAGCUUUAACCAAAACAAGGAUAGUGUGUUCUGCUGGAGAGAUUUCUUGAAGCUAAUGUGCCACCCCUUACCAGAUGUCCUUCCUCAUUGGCCUUCUUCUCCCACAGAUUUCAGGAAGCUGGCGGCUACCUACUCAAAACAAACUAAAUACUUGUUUCUAAUGGUAAUGGAGGCAAUCCUAGAGAGCCUGUUGGGAACCAACAAGAGCAUUAAGAUAGUAGAAAAUGAUGAUGAUGAUAAUGAAAUUAUGAAGGAUUUCCAAGAUGGUAGCCAGCUAAUGAUGGUCAAUUUCUACCCUCCAUGCCCAGAACCUGAUCUUACAUUAGGAAUGCCACCCCAUUCUGAUUAUGGAUUCCUCACACUUCUUCUCCAAGAUGAAGUUGAAGGUCUGCAGAUUCAAUACAUGGACAAAUGGGUCACCGUUGAAUCAAUCCCCAAUGCUUUUGUUGUCAAUGUUGGUGAUCAUCUUGAGAUAUUUAGCAAUGGUAAGUACAAAAGUGUGUUACAUAGAGUGAAAGUGAACUCAACAAAGUCUAGAAUUUCAGUGGCAUCUCUACACACUCUUCCAUUCAAGUGCAUGGUAAGGCCAUGGUCAAAACUCAUAGAUGCAGCCAAUCCAAGGCGAUAUAAAGAUACAAAUUUUGCUACUUUUCUUGACUACAUAUCAACUCGUGAUCCCAAGAAUAAAGAAUUCUUGGACUCUAGGAAAUUGACCUUCGAACAAAUUCCAUCAUAUCCAUAAAUGGGUUAUGAUGAUCACAGAAGAAGAAAAUUACUUCGACUUUUGUAGCUUCAAUGAUUUAGCAAUGAUUUGUUUGGAAUGCAUUAUUUUCCUUUUGUUAACAAAAGAAAAUGUAUUAUGUAGAUUGGCUUAAAUGGUAAUUAUAAGCAUAAAGCCAAGAGCUUAAUUAUGUCACUCUAUCUUCUACACCCUCUCUAUUCCAAUACAUAUAACUUCUUAUACAUGUCAAAGGA